AUGGGUGAUAAAAAAUGUUGCCGUUUGAAAUGUUCGUUUAAAAUAGCUUUGAUAUUUUUUCUUGGAAUAAUUGCCUUUGCUUAUAUUAAUCUGAACAAGAAACGUCUCGAGCCGUGUGACAUUUCUCCACAGAAAAGUGAAAAUUUACGAGUUUUGAUAAAAACUGUGUCACGUGCAUUAGAGAUGUACAACGUGACAUAUUGGGUUGAUUACGGAACAGUUUUAGGUGCGUAUAGAUAUUGUGACGUCAUACCAUGGGAUCAUGACGCCGAUAUUGGAUAUUUGGAAUCAGAGCGUAGGAAAGUUAUACAAGCUGGCGCAGUUGUUAACUCACAUAGAGGAUUUUUUAUGGAUGACACGAAAGCCUCCUACGGGAACUACACCCUUGAUCUUUUCGUUUGGAAAAAAGUGAAAAAUUGGUGGAGCUUUAGUUCUAUAGGAAACCUUUUACAUGCCGGGAAGAUACGGCGGAUAACUAUAAACUGA
Messenger RNA from Ruditapes philippinarum (Manila clam), 486 nucleotides. RefSeq lists its product as uncharacterized. Gene Ontology annotation, cellular component: Golgi apparatus. NCBI's taxonomy places the organism in Eukaryota, Metazoa, Mollusca, Bivalvia, Venerida, Veneridae. The transcript has a single exon. Gene Ontology annotation, biological process: protein O-linked glycosylation via mannose. The record is from RefSeq and is a predicted model, not a curated record. Bases 1 to 486 code for a protein of 161 amino acids.